This is a messenger RNA of Helianthus annuus (common sunflower), 1518 nucleotides long. Its product is annotated as cyclin-D4-1. The record is from RefSeq and is a predicted model, not a curated record. Gene Ontology annotation, molecular function: cyclin-dependent protein serine/threonine kinase regulator activity. Bases 249 to 1259 code for a protein of 336 amino acids. Gene Ontology annotation, biological process: mitotic cell cycle phase transition; regulation of cyclin-dependent protein serine/threonine kinase activity. Gene Ontology annotation, cellular component: nucleus; cytoplasm; cyclin-dependent protein kinase holoenzyme complex. NCBI's taxonomy places the organism in Eukaryota, Viridiplantae, Streptophyta, Magnoliopsida, Asterales, Asteraceae. The transcript is spliced from 6 exons.
AAGCCGCACUCUUUGCUCUACAUUUCUCUCACUCUCUCUCUACAUUCUAGAGAGAGACAAAGCAAAGUGUGUGUGCUUCAUCUGUUUCUUCACCUCAAUCAUCAAUAAAAAUUUAAUCUUUUUCAAAAAAUAAAGAAAUCCCAGCUUUGAAAUGCAUACAUUCUUUCAUUUUAUUCAACAUUUCAUCAAAAUUUAGAACCUUUUUCUCUUUAUUAUAUAGUUGUUAUUGUUUUUUUUUUUUUUUUUAAAUGGCACAAAGUCAUGAUUUUGAGGUAUCAAGUUUAUUAUGUGCAGAAGACCAUGAUUGCAUUUCUUAUGAUGAUGAUUGUUAUGAUGAUUUUGAUUGGGACAUUAAUGAAAGUUGUAAUAAAAACCAGAACUUGAUUAAUAUUGUGAGUCUUGAAACAGAGUACUCUGUUCUUGAUUUGCAUUUACAAAAUGACCCAUGUUUGGAUUUGUUGAUCAUAAAAGAAUCUGAACAGUUUGUGGGUUUUGAUGAUUAUUUGGAUAAAUUGAAGAAUCAAAACUUGUUUUUGGUUGCAAGACAAGAGGCUGUUAAUUGGAUUUCAAAGGUUCACGCCAGGUUCAAUUUUGGACCAUUGUGUGCAUAUCUUUCUGUAAACUAUUUGGACAGAUUUCUUGCUGUCUAUGAAUUACCUAAGGAUAAAUCAUGGAUGAUGCAGUUGCUGGCUGUAACUUGUUUAUCACUUGCAGCAAAAAUAGAAGAGACUGAAAUACCCCCUACUCUGGAUUUGCAGGCUUUUGAAUCAAGAUUUGUGUUUGAAGCCAAAACAAUCCAAAGAAUGGAAAUGGUUGUUUUAACCACAUUGAAAUGGAGAAUGCAAUCAGUGACUCCAUUUUCUUUUAUUGAUUCAUUCAUUAGGAAGCUUAAAGAUUGUGGUCAAAGUCAACCCAGUUCAAGAUCUUUAAUCUUGAAGUCUUCCCAACUGAUUUUAUCUCUGAUCAAAGGGGUUGACUUCUUGGAAUUUCAACCAUCUGAGAUAGCAGCAGCAGUGGCUAUGUCUGUAGUUGGAAUUGAAGUUGAAAAGACUCAAGAUUCUGCACUCUUUAAACAUGCAAAGAAGGAGAGGGUUCUUAAAUGCAUGGAAGUUGUUAGCAAGGGUUGUACCAUGAGCUUUGGGAGUGGUACAUUGACAUCAUGGCCUGAAAGUCCAAUAAGUGUGCUUGAGGCUGCAAUUUUGAGCCGUAAAAGUGACAAUUGUGGUAAAAGGAGGAGGCUUAACAACAUUAGCCUAUGAAGAAAAUGGAUGAAAAAUAAUCUUAGGGCUUUAUUAUUAUUUUUUUUAAUUGUAGGUAGAAUGAGUUGGUAUGGCUGUGAAAUGUCAAUACUACCCCUCAAAAAUACCAAAGAUACAAGACAAUAAACUACAAUUGGUAGGCAUAGAAAAAAGGAGUUACGUGCUCUUUAUAGUUUUAUUCAUAGAACUCUUUAGUGAAGGAUAUUAGAUGAAGAAACAUAUGAAAAUAGAAAUACAUUUAUCAAAUUUUGCUUUUUUA